Encephalitozoon romaleae SJ-2008 is the source of this 837-nucleotide messenger RNA. RefSeq lists its product as hypothetical. The record is from RefSeq and is a predicted model, not a curated record. Bases 1 to 837 code for a protein of 278 amino acids. NCBI's taxonomy places the organism in Eukaryota, Fungi, Microsporidia, Unikaryonidae. The transcript has a single exon.
AUGCUAAUUUUGACGAAUAUAAGUAGGGAAAUGAACUUUGAAGCUUCCAAAGUCAACGGGAGAGUUUUUCUGAAGGGAGAUUUUGAAGGGAUAGAGUACAAGGGGUCUGAAUGGAAUUCCCCCUGCUACUACUGUGUUGUUGAGUCUUCGAAUGGUGUGAUUGACUUGGGCAGGGCCGAGGAGGCCAGGAUAGUAGUGUUUGAGACUGUUUAUGAGACAGGUGUGUCACAUAAGAAGACAAGCCUCAAAGAGCUGGCCUUCACCUUCGGAGGGAAAAGACUUGCAGGGUAUCACAGAAGAAAGGAAAUCGACGGAUACUCUAAGAGGGUCUUUACAUCGAGCUUUAAGUUCAAGGACCAGAUACUUCCACCUAUGGAUGAAGAGGCAGAAUGCCCUAAGAAGAGGUUUGUAUUGGAAAGGAUGUUCCCAAAGGAGGUGCUAUCAAGCUUUGAGGAGAUAAAGGUGGAUUCUGUGCUGCUACAUCCAGAUCUAAUGGGGCUGAAGCAGAACAUGAGCUAUAAAACCCACUUUCUACUUGCAGAUUGUAUAAUCAAGCUUAUGGAGAAGAAGUAUAUUACCAAUGAUUGCUUGAAUGAUUCUGGAUAUUCAAGCUUCUUUGCUGUGAUAGAAAAUGAGGUAGAAAACAAGAUGCUGACACCAUUAUGCAGAGAUAAACUUGCUAUCCUCUGCUACAUAUUAUUCCUACAAAUACAAGGAUUCUCUGUUAAAUACGAGGUCUUGCCAGACUUCAAGUUUUCAAAGAAAAAGGUUAUUUCCAUGCACAGGCUGAUAGGGUGCUUGUAUUAUUCGCAAUCUGAUACCUUUAAGUUGAAGUAG